AUGAAUGAUAAUCAACCUGCUCUAGAUGAUGAUGACGGAAAUGGCAAUCCCGCGCCGAUACCCCACAAUGACCAUGGCAAUAACUCGGAUUCUAGUCGAAUGGAAUUAGACCAGCAAGAACGACGACGAGCCCUGGAUCUGAAAGAGGCAGUGGAAGCUUGCUCCGAUCUGGAUAAUCUGUCCGAUUUUUGGUAUGCUCAGGUCGCCAUUGUCGACAAGGACUUGAGUUUGGAAGAGUCACUGGAGAGGAUCCAUGAUCUGCAAACGUUUCGACGGGAACACGAUAUUCUCGAGAACCUGGAAGAUGCCAAGAAGAGCCUCUUCUUGUUCAAUCAGACUCACCGUGGCCAUAUUAUGCAUUUCGGCUACAGCGAUCCACAUCAGAGCUAUCUGGUUACCUUUGAUUUGAUCAAGUUUGACACCCAUGCCCUAAGAUUACGGAGAGGGAUCAAAAACUUGGCAUCAGGAAGCUACUACCUGCACCAUACAUUCAGUCCAGACUUUGCAGCCAUCCGACAGGGAGUCAUUUUUGUUGUGGAGUGCGGGGGGUAUAUCUGGAAAGCUCCCGGCAUGUUGACGGCUCAUCUCCUUCACAAUGGCGGCAUCCCGGAUGCCCAUGCCAUUUAUCCAUUUUACUGGAAGAGCUUCAAAGUUUGUAAUGCGGGAGUUUUGGUCAACAUUUUAGUAUCCACGUUCCGGCGUAUUCUACCAAAUCGACUCUCUGCCAAGUUUGAGCUGGGAUGUCAGACAGACAUACGCCUGGAUCAAAUCUGCUUGGUCCCCGAUGAAGAAGAGGCAUUAAAACGUCUCGAUUAUAACAUGGCGGAGGCUCUUCAGAUGAGGUACCAAAAUGAAGCCACUUUUUGCCUGGAGUAG
This is a messenger RNA of Seminavis robusta, 876 nucleotides long. The record is from the annotation of a GenBank genome assembly. Lineage: Eukaryota; Bacillariophyta; Bacillariophyceae; Naviculales; Naviculaceae.